Molecule: messenger RNA, 2444 nt
Organism: Oryzias melastigma (Indian medaka)
Lineage: Eukaryota; Metazoa; Chordata; Actinopteri; Beloniformes; Adrianichthyidae
Gene: parp3
Product: poly (ADP-ribose) polymerase family, member 3
Exons: 11
Coding region: 173-1765 (530 amino acids)
Cellular component (GO): site of double-strand break
Molecular function (GO): NAD+ poly-ADP-ribosyltransferase activity
Source: RefSeq, a predicted model, not a curated record
GUAGAAGAUCAACAAAGUACAGUAAGGCCCCGCCCUCCGUUCACGGCGUGUUUCCGGUUCGUGUCCUGGACGUUCAUUCACAGCCACAGCUGUAACCUGCCUAAAGUGUCCUCCUCAGGACGGAGAAGCUCCUCUUUAACCGCUGCGAGUGUCGCUAAAAGGUCUGACCAACAUGGCUCCGAAGAGACGAGCUGCCGCUGCCGCCAAAGCGGGAGGGAAGAAGGUGAAAGAGGAGCCCGAGACGCCCCAACCCAAGGAUGCCUUCACCUCCGCGAAAGAGGCGCUCCUGGCUGCAGGGCCGCAGAAUAAAGGCAGGAAGAGUGUGGAUGAACACUGUCCUCUGGCCCACGGCGAGGUGUAUGAGGACUACGCCUGCAUGCUGAACCAGACCAACAUAGGUCACAACAACAACAAGUUUUAUAUUAUCCAGGUCGUUCAAGAAAAAAAAAAGUUUUAUUCGUGGAACAGAUGGGGGAGAGUGGGUGAAGUCGGACAAGACAAACUCAACCCAUUCGAUACGCCUGAGAAAGCUGUCAAGGACUUUGAGAAAAAGUUUAAGGACAAGACCAAAAACGACUGGAGCAACAGGAGCAACUUUGUCACUCAUCCUGGGAAAUACACUCUGAUCGAGGUGGAAGGAGAGGAGGAUGCCGAGGUCAAGGUUGACAGCGUUGAUGGAAAAGCAGCCACAGUGUCUAAAAACGUCCUGCCUUGUACCCUCGAUGAAGCCACCCAGAAGCUGAUUUCACUCAUUUUCAGCAAUGACAUGUUUAAGGAAGCAAUGGAGUGCAUGAACUUAGAUAUCAAAAAGAUGCCUUUGGGCAAACUGAGUAAGGUUCAAAUUGCAAAGGGCUUUGAGGUUUUAGAGGAGAUUGAGGCAGCCAUGAACACACCCAACCAAAGAAAUCGUCUGGAAGAACUUUCCUCCAAGUUUUUCACCACAAUUCCUCACAACUUUGGCCGGAACAGGCCCCCAGUCAUCAGCACCAAAGAGAUCAUUGAGAAAAAAAAAGAGAUGCUUAUGGUGCUAGCCGACAUUGAGCUAGCUCAGACUCUGAAGUCUGAAACUGAGAAGGCUCAGGAGGAGAUGAUCGAAAAAGUUCCUCAUCAGCUCGACCAGGAUUACGCCUCUCUCAACUGCAAACUCAGUUUACUGGACAAAAAGUCUAAAACAUAUAAGAUCAUCGAGACCUACCUUAAAGCCACUUCUGACAAAUACUAUAACCCGACAAUUGUAAAUGUGUGGGAGGUCGAUAGAGACAUGGAGGCGGAGCGUUUUGCCGAGCACGACUCGCUGGAAAACCGCCGUCUUCUGUGGCACGGCACAAACAUAGCCGUGGUUGCAGCGAUUCUGAAGAGCGGUCUGAGGAUAAUGCCUCACUCAGGAGGCCGUGUCGGUCGAGGGAUCUACUUUGCAUCAGAGAACAGCAAGUCUAUAUGUUACGUGCGCACUUCAAACCGAACAGGGGUGAUGUUUCUGAGCGAGGUCGCACUCGGAAAAGAGCACACCAUUACCGAAGAUCAGUCCUCUUUGAAGAAAGCCCCCUCAGGUUUUGAUAGCGUGGUGGCACGGGGUCGAGUGGAACCAGAUCCCUCUAAAGACACUACCAUCACCCUGGGGGGUAAAGAGGUCGCCGUUCCACAGGGAAAACCCAAAGAGCAGCGGCAGUUCUCCGACAGCUCCUUCUCCAACAGUGAAUAUCUCAUUUACAAAGAAAGCCAGUGUCGCCUUCGCUUCCUGCUGGAGAUCAACACGCGUCAUUGAUUUGAAUCAGAACCGAGCACUUCGGAAGGAUCUUCCUCCAGAGCGAUAGAUAUACUGCAGUGAUCCUCGAUGUACCUGACCAUCUCUUUAAACUGUCUGCCAUGACCCUAAAGCCUCAUUCUCUUCUGUGCCUUCCAGCAUGAUGCUGCUGGUACUUCUUGUGUUGCAUAAACUAGAAAUAAUAAUUCUAAUGAAGAGAUUGUAACUGCACUGUAGUGCCACAUUUAUAUAGAUGUCUAAACUCCGCUACAUUUGCACUUUUCCUGUAGUUUGAUGCUGCAGCAUGUCCUUUAUUUAGCAUGUCCGACUAAGAAUGGUUUGGCUUCUUUCAGUCUGCGGUGUGGAGCAGAUGGGAUAAUAUUGAUUUCUUCUUUGAAUACCUGUGGAUUUUAAUUCAAGAGUUAUUCACUUGAAGGAAAAAUGUUUCUGGGAUCUUUGCAUGCAGCAUGUCUUUGAAAACAUUUGAAGUAAUUGUAACUCUACAGUACAUUGCAACAACAUUGGGGCUCUUUGUGGUUGCAGAAAAGAUGUAUGUGAUGUUUUGAGAGAUGUUACAAAUCCAAAGUUUCCUGUAAAAAAAUAAAAUAAAAUGCUGCAUUUGAAGUGAAGGUACAUGCAUAUUUACACUGUGAUCACUUUAAUUCCUAAAUAAACUGAUCAUCCACAUUAUUAUUCUUAA